AUGACUUUGACCUGCAAGAGGAACGUAGCAACCGCGAAAGCAACGAGGAACAGCUCGCGGCGGUUUACGAGCAGAUUCCAGAGGUCUACUUUCGCCGGGAAUUCCGCCUGGAAGACCACGACGUGUUUCGCCAGAGCAUCGCAAAGAGCUUCGCAAACCAGGACCAAGUAAGCGCGGGCCUGCAGGAGUAUCUGUCUGUUAUCGAAGAGGCUCUGUUUGCGCAAGUCCGCCAGGCGCACCGGAUGCGGCUCUUCGAGACAAUGCUUCUCUCUCUUGGUGCGUUGCUGAAGCAAACCAAAAAGGUCCAACACGCAGAGAAAACCGUAGUGAAGGACUGGCAGCAAUUUAAGACCAGCUACGCGCGCGGUCGGAAAAUCGCUCGCCUCGGAAUGGUACGGAACCGAACGCAGGACCUGCGCCGCCGCGUGGAUCUAAUUCUUACCGUCAAGGAAAGCAUCCCGACGAUCCAAGUAAUGAAUCAUUCGCACUAGGAGAGACUUACAUCUAGAAUUCUUCUCACGUUUUGAAUAUGUUUUGCGUCUCGGCCGAACAAUAAGCAUUGCGUUCACUACCGAAGUCAUAUUCUCCCAUUUAUGCAAAUACAACAGAUGUUGCUCGCAGCACAAGAUUUUGGCACCGCCCUGGAUCUUCUCGAGAGCACAACGGCCGCCAUUGACCGCAAGGACAUGCUCGGUGGGCUUGCAUGUGUGAGAAACAUCCGAGAAAGCCUCGCAGCCCUGGCUAAGUCGAUGGAAUCCACCUUUGCCGAGAGGUUCACACAGCAGGCCGUAGACCUCGCUGCGGCCGCGGAGGCCACGUGGCAGCACAGCACGCGGGCUGAGCUGACCCUGCCCUCCGCGGCGGGCGGUGGUUCUACUGAGGUUUCUGUUCAGGAGGCGGCACCGCCGGACAUUCCGGACAUCGGAACGCUGCUUCAGAGCCGUCGUAGCCGGACUGCCAGUAAAGCCGACGAUACGGCUCAACCACAGCAAGCGGCAGAGGAUUCAGGCCACUCGCGUCCAGGUUCGCCAGCGGCAGCGGCGUCAGUGACGGCUCUGACGAGCACAAUCACCGGCGUACGGUCGUCCGCCGGCGCCGGGCGGUCGUCGUUUCGAAGCAAGGAAAGCAGCGCGAGCGACGUGGUGGAGUUGUCUAGACCUUGGGCGCUCUACGAAGAACUGCUUUCUGCGCUGAUCCGUCGCCGUACCUUAAAGGCAUGUCUCAGCGCCGGCUUUCGCGACGCGCUGCUCACACAGCUGAAGCACUCCCUGAAGCUGGUCACUUCGCAAAUCCUAAGCGAGGCGGAGCAGAGGCACAACAGCGCCGCGGCGACGUCCGGUGAAAGCAACUCUGCUUCGUCGCAGCCACCGCCGGCGGCCAGCAGAGGUUCCUUCCAAAUCCGACUGCAGAGCCUGAACCACGACCAGUUUGUGUUUUUCUGGGGCGCCAUCUUGCGCUGGAUCGUUCUCGACGUGGGUGCGCGUCUCAAAUCGCUGCUUCUUUUCAUGCUAGCGGCCCCCGGCCUGGACGCAAGCGACCGACGCGGGAUCUUUGCCGAAGUUGUGCGGUGUUUUGAAGUCGCCUUGUCAACACUAAUUCAAAAGGUACUUUUGAAAUAAGUGAAUAAACUUGUUUAUGAAACAAGAAGUAGAACACCUUCACCUACACCACUCCACGGGCGGGAAGAGCCUCUUGACCUUGAGCCUGAUCCUGCCAUAGACAUUCAUCAUGGUCGGAAUUAUUUUCGCCAUGAUAUACUAAACGUUUAUUUAGAUUUAUUGCGUGAUCCGAUCGAUAAGGAGGUCGAGGUGGAUCUGCACGUGGUUGCGAUCUGUACAACCCCAUCCGCGCAUUCUCACAGGUCGGCACGUUGAUAGGAUACCGGCAGCAGGAGCACCAGAACCUGUACUACAGUGAUUGGCGUGGCAUCCUCGAUUUGACGUCGCGCAUGCUCGAGACGCUACACCGCACUGCUGUGGACCCGCUGCUUUCGGAGGUGCAACGCCAGGAAGAAAUUCUUGCGCAACAAGCAACUGUUUUGGCACAAGAAAUGAAAGUUGACGGCAGCAGCAGCAGUGCUUCAUCAUCAGUGUCUUCGAGCUCCGAAGCGGUAGACAGUAAGAGGGGAACCAGCUCAAAAAAUGCACCUGUCGAGGACAUCACGAUAGUACCUCCUCAAGCGGCUGUAAGUGUAAGUGCAGCAGUCGUGAGCAAGAAAAUAGUGGACGUCGCAGCGAGCCUUCGUGCGAUUCUGUACACCCAAUCGAAGGCAAUCGUGGUAUCAAAAGGAAAAAUCCCCCCUCCCCAUAUCGAAAAGCUAUGUUUCCGAAAAUUUGUGUUGCUGAUUUGAGGUCACAAAUCACAUUUGUUUUGCAAGAAGACAAGGGCAGAAGCUUCCGCCCCAUUAUGGAGGCGAUUUGUCAUGCUGUUGGGCCUAAAGGGGAGCCGUUUGCCGUGCUGAACAACUAGACCCAUACGCCCCUACCUAGCCCGGGGAUCUGGCCGCAAUGCCUCUCCGCAAUACAAACCUGAUUCGUGUACACAGAAACUCCGUUUUGAUAUGGGGAGGGGGGAUUUUUCCUUUCGAUACGUGGAAGAGUUUCACCACCGCAAGGUCGCGCACGUGCAGAUGGUUUUAGCUGAAGAGCUAUCAACUGUAAAAAUGUCUGGGUCUGGAAGAAUUCAUGUCUGUCAUGCUUGUCUGGCAUGAUUCUUAAAUCUGUCAUGCACGUUACCCAAGAGCUCCGUUUUUCUGUGAUGCAGAAGCGCAGUCUGUCAUGCAGAAUAGGCAACACCUAGGAGCUCAGAAACUUGUCAUGCUGAGCCAGCAUUUGUAGCCUCAUCAUGAGACGCCACCCAGCAUCACAAGUUUCCAGACCCAGACACUUUUACUUUUGAUAAGAGCGGUGGGAACGCUGCGACGCAACCAAGGAGCACCGGGCCUACGUUCGGUUUUUGGCCGGCGAAACCGAGGAAGUAGAGUUUUCGCCCCGAGCAGCGAGUACUGUUUCAACAGCGCCGAGUAGUGUUGCCCCCGUACGACCAGAAGAUGCACCGCACAAACCUGCCGCACCGCCCGCCAUGAUGCCGGAUGCCGCCGAGGUUCAACAAAUGUUGCAGUCCUUUCACGAGGGCGGUGAAACCGUGACAACAACACCGGAGGUAUCUGAGGCCGAAAAGCGCAUACUUGGUAUUGCUGAUACCGCGAACAUCAAUCCUGCUUCAGCCACUCAGGGUGCUGGUAACGGCGCUGCUUCUUCCGCCGAUCAGCAAACACCGUCCGUACCCGCACGACAACAGCAUCUGGAGCAAGAGAGCCAGCACUCUGAGAAGUUUUUGAAAGUGGAGAAGAGCCACUUCCUGGUGGUUCCCAGUGCGCUGAUGAUGCUUAAAAUCGCACAGGAAUACCUGCAGCUCUGCCGCGCGCUGCAAAGCGUUGCCGUCGAAGCAGUGCAGCGGCUCACCCAUCUCUUCAAACUUUUCAAUCGGCAAAUGCAGCAGCUUGUGUUGUUCGGAGAAGCAAAAACCAACAAGGUAUAUAUAUAAAUUUCGUUUUCUACUACUGGCAAAGUGUCAACUUGCAGGCCUGCAAAUCUGCACUAUUCCUAGUUUCGUUUCAUCGUGCAAAUCUUUUUUUUAAAUCUUUAUCUUUUCUAUAUCAAAAUCAGGUAUUAAAGAAAGUGACCGCGACCAACAUUGCAUUAUGCAGCCAGACGUGCGGGAUGUACAUGGCAUUGGUUCCGAAACUUCAAGAGCAGCUGCAAAAGUGCCUGAUUCUCGAGAGGCCCUCAAGUAGUUCGUCAUCCUCGUCUGUGGUGACGCCCACCGCCGGAGCACCCGCACUGCAGCAGCCUGCUAGUAUAACAACCUCCGCUGCAGCGUCGAUUGUAAACCGGACACGAAUGGCGCUGCUGGCUGAUUUCGGAAAAACGGUUGGCGACUUCGAAGACCACCACCAAAAGCUUCUGGGAAAACUGUCGGAGAUCCUGGAAAUGCGAUACGACGUGCACGCCAAGGCGCUGUUCUCCACACCACACCCGGCCUUGCCACCGCAGCUACUUCUCGCGGCGGCGACAUCAAGUAGUCCCCUGACGGCACAGGUGGAAACUGCUCUUGCGGCCGAGCAAAGCGGUAGAAGCGAAGCUCUCGCCACCGAGGGCGCAGCCGCAGUAGAAAUAAAGGAAAAAGCAGCAGACGGGAACCAAGAAGUAGACGAAGGUACGGCACCUGCUCGGGGUGACCCAACAGUAGAAGGCGACGAUCCAGACACUACCUCCACACAAGCCGAGGAUUCGGAUCGCGGAGCUGUAAAGGUCGGUACCAGUAGAGCGCGCGGGAGUUCUGCAACAGUUGUAACAGAGGUAGAGCAGCAGUCAGAUGACACAGUUGCUACUAAUAUCGCAGGCGGUGGAGCUUCUUCUACCACUGCAAAUGCUGAAACGGCACUACCGCCUGCGCCACACGAUGUGUGUGCAGCGCUCGUCAAGGAUGUAAGUAGCAUGUACCGAGUACUGCUGAAAGUGAUAUCUGGCGAAAACAUGAAGAGAAUCUUCGCCAGGGCUUUCGACACGAUGCAAACACGGUUCCGGCAAUCGCUACUCGAAGUGGCACAGAAUCCGCACUUCGUAGAUCAGCUAGCCGCAAGUGCAACUCCGCUACAGAGUCCAGAUAGAGGCGAAAGCAACGCAUCUUCUUCGCCCACCGCUGCGACCUACUAUACACCUGCGCACCCAUGGGGGAACCGCCUUCUCCGCGAUCUAAAUAGCAUGGGGAGCGAGUUGCUUCAGCUGACCGUGAUUCAACUGCAGGUCAGACAAUGGCUGUCGAAUAUGGUUACUCACGUUGCGGAACACCGUGAACACUGUAGCGAGCCGUUUCUGCAACCUGCGCAGCCGGCUACCCUUGCUCAGAUAAAUGCGGAACUCGAAGGAGGCUAGAGUAGCGACCCUUUGCCUCACUUGCACUUUUCUGUCCACCCGAAAAUUGUGCUUUCGGGAAGAACGUACACAUACUUACAAAUAAACCAGCCACAAAACCGUGCACAAUCACAUGCGCCAUGUUCCUACCGGGGCCAGUAGCUGCAGCGAGCGCUGCCCCGCC
Messenger RNA from Amoebophrya sp. A120, 5100 nucleotides. NCBI's taxonomy places the organism in Eukaryota, Dinophyceae, Syndiniales, Amoebophryaceae. The record is from the annotation of a GenBank genome assembly.